AUUCGAGUAAAUUUGUUGUGAAUUAAAAAGAUAAAUCUGAUAAGAUAUGAAGAUAUUCGAACUUAGACCGGAUUCAAACCUGCUCAAGUGUAAUUUUGAUGGAUAUAAACUGUCAUUAGAGCCUAUUCCAAUUCUCAAGAGUGAAAACAUUCCAAAACCUGAUCGAGUGCUACCAGACACAUCUUCUGAGUAUUCGUUUCUUCAUAGCAGUUUAUAUCAAUUGCACAACCAUUUAGUUGCUGAUCCAUGGCUUCAUCAUUGUGCUUAUUAUAUUGAUGUAUCAUUUGUCAUUCAUAAAAUUCAAUAUGACACAACCGUCGGGAGAGUCAAACAAUUAACACCGGUCUACAGAUGUGCCAUUAAGAGACCUUCAAACAGUGGUGGAAUUUACAACAGCUACUUAAAAUUCAUUUCAGAGAAAUAUGCAGUUUUAAGUGAUGGUAUUGGAGGAUUAAGAAUUUUAGAUACCGGUGAUCGUCAAAAGAACAACGAAUGGAAGGAAAUUAAAGUUUAUCAACCUUUAAAUUCGUCUGGUUUUAUCAUACAAGAUGCAAAAUUCGCUUUUGAAAAUGGAGUAAAAACGAUUCACAUGUUAUUGCAGCUUAUUGAGCAAAUUGACGGAAAAUUCCAUAACAUUAUUCAUUGGUUAACUUAUGUUGAGGAUGGAAACGAUAAAAAUUGGAGAGAAGCAGGUAGAAGAACACUCCAAGGCAAAGGAAGUCUACAUUAUCUCUCAUUAGAUCCAAAGUGUAAAGCUUUCGUGUACUCAUCUAAUUAUGAAUAUAAAUAUACAAAUGAUUCAUUUAAUGAGAUUAUAGAAGAAAUUCCAGUAGUUGAUGAAACAACUGAAAAGCCUCAAAACGAAGAAUCAGAAAAUUCAUUCACAUGGACUCAAAAUGGAGAAGAUAUUACAAUAAAUUUCAAUCAGCAAAACGAAAGAUCUAAAAAUGAGUUUCAAGUAAAAUGUGAGAAAAGUCACAUUGAAGUGAAAUACCAAAAUCAAGCUCUUCUCUGUUCUGAUCUUUUUGCUGAAGUUGACACGGAAAUGACAACGUGGAGUUUAGAAAAUGAUUUCAUGCAACUAAACUUAGUGAAGAAAGACACAGAACUUAUUUGGCCUUAUUUAAUUCCUGGUGGCCCUCCUGCUGAUUCGAUCAAUGAAAAGCAAUCAAUGCUGCUGAGUAGUGCGCCGAUUUCUGAUUUAAACACACAGAUGGAGGAAUGCGAUUAUGGUGAUGAUGGACAUCAAGAUGAAGAAUUCUUUAUCGAACGUCUCGAUGUUUGCACACAUAAAUCGUCUCACAAAGUUUUCCUUGCAUCGAAUCAUCCUCUCUUUUCUACAACAUUACGACCUGGAUAUCCACAAGCAGUGGCGGUGAGAAGUGAUGUUGAUUGUUGUUUAUGGCUUCAACAAGUUUCAUCGAACGAUGAAUGGUCAAUGAAACAUGAAUCAACACUUCAUGCCUUUGGAUAUAUUCAAGCAUCGAAAAGAGAACGAAAGUUCUUAGCUUGCUCACCAGACACAAAUCUUGCAGUUAUAUGCGAAUCGUCUCGUCAUCUUUUCAUCUACAAAAAUUCCUACAAUACAGCCGGUGGCUUGAGAAAACGUUCAGGACCUCAAUUGACUAUUGGACAGCAAAAACUUGUCUCGUUUGAUGGAUCCAAUGGAGAAAUACUUGGCAUAGUUGUUGAUAAUGAAAUAAUCUUACUAUUGACUGAGAAUGCAAUUUUAUGUCUGCAACUUAGCAUCGAAGAAUAAUUAAUUUUAUGAAUUCUAUU
Messenger RNA from Clunio marinus, 1779 nucleotides. Lineage: Eukaryota; Metazoa; Arthropoda; Insecta; Diptera; Chironomidae. The record is from the annotation of a GenBank genome assembly.